This is a messenger RNA of Suncus etruscus (white-toothed pygmy shrew), 1394 nucleotides long. It is a transcript of the gene LIAS, whose product is annotated as lipoic acid synthetase. The record is from RefSeq and is a predicted model, not a curated record. NCBI's taxonomy places the organism in Eukaryota, Metazoa, Chordata, Mammalia, Eulipotyphla, Soricidae. Gene Ontology annotation, cellular component: mitochondrion. The coding region runs from base 59 to 1177 and encodes 372 amino acids. The transcript has 11 exons. Gene Ontology annotation, biological process: lipoate biosynthetic process. Gene Ontology annotation, molecular function: lipoate synthase activity; 4 iron, 4 sulfur cluster binding.
GCCCCGGAAGUUGGGAUCCGUCCUGUGAGUUAGGGAGAAAAGACUAAACCAGGGGAUCAUGUCUCUACGCUGCGGGGUUGCGGCCCGCAGUUUGGGGCCCCGGGUAUUUAGGAGAUAUGUAUGCAUUCCAGUCAAAUCAAUACGUUCUGUGCCAGAUGAGAAAAAGGAAUAUUUACAGAACGGACCAGAUCUUCAAGAUUUCUUAUCUGGUGACCUUGCAGACAAGAGCACCUGGAAUGAAUAUAAAGGAAACUUGAAACGCCAGAAAGGAGAAAGGUUAAGACUUCCGCCAUGGCUAAAGACAGAGAUUCCUAUUGGGAAAAAUUACAAUAAACUGAAAAAUACACUGCGGAAUUUAAAUCUCCACACAGUGUGCGAGGAGGCGCGCUGCCCUAACAUUGGCGAGUGUUGGGGAGGUGGCGAGUAUGCCACUGCCACAGCUACUAUCAUGCUGAUGGGUGACACGUGUACAAGAGGUUGCAGAUUUUGUUCUGUGAAGACGGCAAAGGCACCGCCACCUCUGGAUGCCUAUGAGCCCUACAACACUGCAGAGGCCAUUGCCACUUGGGGUCUGGAUUAUGUGGUCCUCACAUCUGUGGAUCGAGACGAUCUGCCUGAUGGAGGAGCAGAGCACUUUGCAAAGACUGUGUCGUACCUCAAAGAAAGGAACCCAAAGAUUCUUGUGGAGUGUCUCACCCCUGACUUCCGAGGAGAUCUUACAGCAGUAGGGAAAGUUGCUCUGUCAGGAUUAGAUGUCUAUGCACAUAAUGUAGAAACAGUUCCAGAGUUACAGAGGAAAGUUCGUGAUCCCCGGGCCAAUUUCGACCAGUCUCUCCGUGUCCUGAAGCAUGCCAAGGAGGUCCGGCCUGAUGUUAUUUCUAAAACAUCUAUAAUGUUGGGUUUAGGCGAGAGUGAUGAACAAGUGUAUGCAACAAUGAAAGCCCUCCGUGAGGCAGAUGUGGACUGUUUGACCCUAGGUCAGUACAUGCAGCCAACGAAACGCCACCUUAAGGUUGAAGAAUACAUUACUCCUGAAAAGUUCAAAUACUGGGAGAAAGUAGGAAAUGAACUUGGAUUUCAUUACACUGCAAGUGGCCCUCUGGUGCGCUCUUCAUACAAAGCAGGUGAAUUUUUCCUGAAAAAUCUAGUGGCUAAAAGAAAGACAAAAAGUCUCUGAUACUGAAUACAACAACCUUCUACAUCACAGAACUUCAGAACUGAUUCCAUUCGAUAACUGGGAAUUGCAGAAGGCCUCAGCUUCAGUGGACAGGCCCGUGUUUUUGUUUUUAGAAUAAUAUCAAUAUAUCAUACAUAUUUAAUGAUAAAAGUUGACUUUUAUUUUCUUUAUUCCAAUAAGCGACUGUUUGCCAUGAAGUGAUCGUAUUGUAAUGUAA